UAUAUUUUCUGCAGGAAAGUGAGACAGACGGGACAGCCCAACCAUCAUUUACCAUCCCCAGUCCCACGCUCCAAAAACAAAACCCCCAAAUCAUCCGACGGGAAACGGAAUCACAGCGAAGCUCUCCUGGUGAACCAUUACCUAACAAUGGCGAUUCCAAGAUCACCAAUUGCUCUGUUGAUUGCAGUAUUAUUAAGCACAAUAUGUUUGGGAGCAUGGGGUAGCGACUCGAACGACGUCUACUCGCCCUGCGCUGACGCGUCCAUACAGAGGUCCGACGGGUUUACUUUCGGGAUCGCGUUUGCAGCCAGAACGGCGUUCUUCUUCAAUAAUUCUGUUCAGCUUUCACCGUGUGACCACCGCCUCUCGCUUUCCUCCGCCAACUCUCAGGUCGCGGUUUUCCGCCCUAAAGUCGACGAGAUCUCUCUCCUUACCAUCAAUACUUCCAACUUCUUUCCGGAUUCAGUUGGAGGUUAUAUGGUGGCAUUUGCUGGUCGAAGAUAUGCUGCGAGAUCAAUUCCUGCCUUUGUUGCAAACAAUACAUACACUAUCACCAGUUUUACUCUGGUUCAUGAAUUUAAAAAGGGGAGACUGCAGAACUUGUACUGGAAAAGAGAUGGCUGUGCUUCUUGCUCGGGCAAAUCUAAUUUUGUCUGCCUUAACAAUCAAGACUGUGCCAUCAGAACGAAUAACUGUAAAAAUCGAGGGGGAUCUGUAGAUUGUAGCAUUGGGAUACAACUGGCAUUUUCUGGCACUGACAAGCAUGAGGCGGUUUUCAACUCAUGGUAUGAGGUUAAAAACCUUCGUCAGUAUUCCCUCUUCGGCCUUUACUCAAAUCUGAGGGAUUCUCUCACCAGUCAAUACAACAGAUUUUUCUAAUUGCAUUGGAUAUUACUAUACAUUUAUUAAUCUUGUAAUUCUCUGUUUAAGUGUGUCGUGUCGUCUGUCGAGCUUCUGUUCUUGCUUGUUUUCGACAUGCUUCAAGGUCUUUAUGGUUGUGUAAAUGUAUUUACGCACAUGAUGUAUAAUGAUGUUCUGAAGUUGAACCGGUAAUUUAUUCA
Messenger RNA from Sesamum indicum (sesame), 1061 nucleotides. RefSeq lists its product as uncharacterized. Gene Ontology annotation, cellular component: cytosol. Lineage: Eukaryota; Viridiplantae; Streptophyta; Magnoliopsida; Lamiales; Pedaliaceae. Gene Ontology annotation, molecular function: metal ion binding. The record is from RefSeq and is a predicted model, not a curated record. Gene Ontology annotation, biological process: protein histidyl modification to diphthamide.